AUGCUACCCCGUAUCUCGCGGAAGACGAACUGUUCCUUCAGCUUCAUGACGGAGAGUCUACUGAAUGCUCCUGCUGACCUAUCUCGCGUCCUGCAAGGAAUCAGCCUUCUUGGUCAAGAACCUGAGGUUCUCAAUGCCGACAGUGUACGAGAAGAUCACCAUCGAGCGUUCAUCGCAUCUGAGUUCAUAUAUGCCUGCGCGGACGAUGACUCCAACAACUGGAGCAACUACUUCUUGUCCAGCGCGGCCGAGCAGAGUUCCCUCGUGUCGGAUGUCUCGAACGCCCCGCGCAUGUCCAUCUCGGAGGAUGAUGCAGGCAACGAACUCCUUCUGGACACAAUCCACGGCGUCUUUCCAGUCUCAUAUGACCUCUGCGCGCGCCCUUCAAAUCAGCUUUCCACCGGCGUAGAUGUGUGGCAUUGCCCCGUUGAACAUUGCCGCGAGAUCAUUCGCCCGUUCAACCUCAACCAACAGCAGUAUGAUGUUGUUCUGACUUUAUCGGACAGCUUCGACACCAUGCUCGCUCGAGGAAACGACAACAGGGUCCGUCUACGUCGUCAAGACCCGUUCAAGUUCCUACGCUAUGUCGAUGCCAUAGCUUGGGAACACAUUGCGUGGCAUCUCCACCGCAUACACAUAUCAUUCUAUUAUCCGCAUCCCCAUCUACCAUACAAAGAACGCCCAGGUUGGUGGUGGAAUGAGGCUCUCUUGGUGCGAGAUCAGCCCCUGCUGCAGCAAGUUCGGGACCACGAGAACACAAGCCGCCAGAAUAGACGUCACUGGCUAGCUAUGGAGGCGGUCAAUUCCGCUCGACGCAGGAUUCAACGCGGACGGGCUCGUCUCACUCGCUGGCGUUACAACGCUCUACAAGCUCGCAGAGACCUUAUCUCAGACAUGUUCCGCCUCAAUCGUGGCAUAGUUGAAGUCGGCCGUUCAUUAUUACACUUGGUGCGCCAGCAAGAAGCCGACCCUCGCACGCAGUUAUACUCCGAAGAGAUUGCUUACUAUCGUGAUGUCGAACUGGAGUGGGGACCCCAGCAGUUUCUCUAG
Peniophora sp. CBMAI 1063 is the source of this 1050-nucleotide messenger RNA. NCBI's taxonomy places the organism in Eukaryota, Fungi, Basidiomycota, Agaricomycetes, Russulales, Peniophoraceae. The record is from the annotation of a GenBank genome assembly.